Messenger RNA from Lagopus leucura (white-tailed ptarmigan), 3906 nucleotides. RefSeq names its product organic solute carrier partner 1 (gene OSCP1). Gene Ontology annotation, biological process: transport. The transcript has 11 exons. Bases 2802 to 3884 code for a protein of 360 amino acids. NCBI's taxonomy places the organism in Eukaryota, Metazoa, Chordata, Aves, Galliformes, Phasianidae. Gene Ontology annotation, cellular component: plasma membrane; cytoplasm. The record is from RefSeq and is a predicted model, not a curated record.
CAGGGGGUUGGAGAUUCGUGAUCCUUGAGGUCCCUUCCAACCCGGGCCAUUGUGUGAUUCUGUGAAGGUAAUUUGGGAGAGGUGCACAGUGGGAUAGAGCUGGCUGUGCUCAGAAGGGAAGCUGGCACUUCCCCCUCCCUGCUGCUGGUUGUGUAGCCUUCAGUUUGUAGCUCUGACUAAACGUAGCUGUGUAUAGUGAGUGUCUGAAUGAGGUCUGCAUGUCUUUUUGUAUUUAAAAAGCAGAAAGCUUGAGUUCUACUAUUUUACUGAGAUGUCAUCUUCACUGAGGCAUUUCUUACUGCUUACAGCUGUUCACUGAAAUAUUGUUCACUAAUAAGUGCCAAAAAAAGACCAAAAAAAAAAAAACCAAAACUGAAUUUCAGUCAAGGCGAAAUUUUCGCUCUGUUGAAGCACCAGGAUUUUCCAGGGGAAGAGCAGGGUUUCAUCUUUUAUGUGGUCCUUGAAACUGAAAGAUGCCAAAUAGCAGAAGGGCAUCAGGUAACAGCAGGGUUUUUUCUUGCUAAACACAGAAUGCUGAUGAGAAAAAAAACAAAGACCAUUAGUUAGAUAUAUAUAUUUUUUCUCUUUAUUUCUUUUCUCCUCCUUGAAACUCCCAUUCUUACUUCUUGAACUGAUGUUUUUGUUUUGUAUGCUUCGUGUAGAUGAAUGGACAGAUGUGGACAGGAAACGAGGGUUUUGAAGAGUGAACUCCAGGAGAGAUCUGAGGCCCUUCCAUGCAGCUGCUUACCCAUCCCUGCCAGUGGUCACCAUCCCUGCAGCAGAGUGACCACAAAGGAGCAUUUAUCCACGCUUCAGCCAGGCCCAUCUUGACGUGAGUGAUCACUGGAGAUGGUCUGAGCUCAGGUUUUGCAGGUUUUUGUGAUUUCCUUUUGUGAUUUCCUCUGCCUGCAAAUGGUGGGGGUCAGGGUGCAGUAAGCAGCUGGAUGAGAAAGUAAAUCUCUUAAAUGAUCCCAUUUUUUUUCUGUCAGGUGAACUGCACUGUCUUUAAGCAGCCCCCUUUUAAGAGAGAUCAGCCUUAUGAUUUGCUGUUUGUUUAUUUUCAAAGUAAGUCCUUACUGGGUUUUGAACAUUUACUGAAGGUAAACAGGAAUACCUUGGAUUUAUCCUCCACUUCUUCACUCCCAUUGCAUGCUGUUUGUAAGAACGUGCUUUUCCAGCAUUUAAUAUCUCAGAAGUGUAAAAGAUGCCGCGUUCCCCUCUUGUAUCACAUCCAAAACAGAGAUAAGUUUUAUAAGAUCCUGCCUUAUCAGAUUCGGAUGGUACAGGCACGAAAACUGAUCUCUUGUUGCCGAUUCAGCGUUUCCUGUGAGAGGAAAAAAAGCCCAGCCUGUGAGUCGUGCUCUCGGGAUGAUCUCUGAAACAUGGACACAGAACAGGCAGCAGAGCCCAUGGCUGCAGGUAAAGGCAGCAGCGAGGCACUGCCUGUGUCAGCUUUGUUAGGAGCUACAGAGCCCUGCAAACAGAUGUGUGACCGCCUCGGAUUCGUACCAUUCCCUUCACUGUCUUGAGUGUCCUUGGAGAAGCAUGAGCACAAUCCAGAUGUGCAGACUGCAGUCUCAUGCCAUGCAUACGAGCCGCGUCCCGUGACGGCACAGGAGGCUGAGAUGUGUCAGUGUGCAGCGACACGACAGAAACCGCUCUGAGCCUCGGCUUCUCCUCCGUCCAUUGCACUGUCUGUACCCGGUUUCCCUCUCCCCAUCCCGGUUGAUGAAAUCCCCCUCUGCUAAAUUGCUUCUCUGCUGUGUUGCUUGGCGUGCCGUUCCCCCUGAGCUACACUCCUUUCUGUUUUCUUUUCCAUUGUUAGAAUGGUGUAAGCACGUCCUUAGGGACUGCCUAUGCUCCGAGGUCUCUGUCAUUAUCCAGUGCACCUCGUGAGGUUUGCCCUUUGCUCUGAUAUUUGAUGUCUUUCUCAGUGAUUUUCGUAGCCAAUACAAGAGAUUUUAAUUUCAGAAGAUAAUCUUUAAGGCUUCUCCUGUGCUUAACACAGUUCUGAUUCCAUUCCAAGUAUCUUCCAGCUGCAGUGGCACACUGUGAGAUGUUUUGUCUCCUGACAGCGCUGGUUAUCAGUGACCCUCCUAAGAUGGAGAAGUCUUUGUGCAGACAACACGUGUGGGAAACUUCACCAAAAACUCUUCCUGAUUGCAGCCUAAGGCAGAAGUUCUUAUUUUUGUCCUAAUUGACUACAUGCAGAAUUGAAUGCAUAAUAAUACAUUGUAUUUGCUUUUCUCCACUGGAAGAAGGGAGGAUUUUUGCAUCACGCUGCACGCAGAGGUGGUUUUGUGGCCAAUUUAUCUGUGGAGGAGAAAGGAAUUAUUUUCCAUUGGUAAUGAGGCUUGUUUUUAAUCCACACUUCAGAAGGCACUCGCCCUCUAGAAACAGCUGUCAGCGUCCAGGUGCUCAGCAUCUCUGACAGACCUAGCAGUGUUCCCGAGGUAAUAAUCAUCUAAGAAAAGAUGAAGUGAGUGGUACAUUAACUUUGCUUUGCUUUUUCAUUGUUGCUUCCCCUGAGAUGUCCCUAAUCCAUAAGAAUUAGCUAUCAUUACAAGCUUCAGUAGCAGUGAUCUGCUUAGGGAAAUUCACGCUUGUACAAUAAUCUCUGUGAAUUGAAAUUGAUUUUUUUUUCAGUGUUUUUUGGUAGAGAAAUAAAUGCUUGUUUAUGGUGAUGCCGUAGAAUGUAUCAGAUUUGUGACAGAGGCGUGGGAUCCAGCAGGAAAGCUGGGCUGCUGUGUCUGCUUGAAUCACUGCAAAAAAGCUCUCUAUCUCCUUUGCACUGAAAGCUUAUGAAGCAGAGCACAGACCUCACACUGGGUGCUCCUGAUCCUCACCGAGUCUUCAUUAUGAAUGACAUCAUCACAACCAUGUUCAAUAAAAAAUUUAUGGAAGAGCUGUUUAAACCACAGGAACUCUAUUCCAAGAAAGCUCUGAGAACCGUGUAUGACCGGCUAGCUCAUGCUUCAAUCAUGAGACUGAACCAGGCCAGCAUGGAUAAGCUGUAUGAUCUCAUGACUAUGGCUUUCAAGUACCAAGUCCUGCUGUGUCCCCGGCCCAAAGACAUCCUGCUGGUCACGUUCAAUCACCUGGAUGCCAUCAAAGAUUUCAUCUGUGAUGCCCCUGGCAUUCUGAACCAAGUGGAUGAAACUUUCCGACAGCUGAUUGAGGUGUACGGCUGUCUCUCUGCUGGUGAAUUUCAGCUCAUCAGGCAAACGCUCCUCAUUUUUUUUCAGGACAUGCACAUAAGGGUCUCUAUCUUUCUGAAGGAUAAAGUGCAGAACUCGAAUGGUCGCUUUGUGCUGCCAAUAUCAGGCCCUGUUCCUUGGGGUACAGAAGUACCAGGAGUCAUCAGGAUGUUUAAUUGCAAUGGAGAUGAAGUUAAAAGAAGCGAGUUCACCACUGGUGGAAAUUAUGUCACUCCACAAAGGGAAGGAUCUUUUGAACUUUAUGGAGACAGAGUCCUCAAACUUGGAACAAACAUGUACAGUGUUAGUCGGCCAGCAGAGACACACACGUCAGGAUCAUCCAAAACCUUGGCUUCCAGUGCAAAGGAGAACGUAGCCCCGAAUCCUCUUGCUAAAGAAGAACUGAACUUCUUAGCCAGGCUGCUGGGAGGUCUGGAGAUCAAGAAACCUGGUGGCAGCGAGACGGGAUUUCGACUGAAUUUAUUCAUGACAGAUGAAGAGGAAGAGCAGGCGGCGCUGACGAGACCUGAGGAGUUAUCCUACAAGGUUGUGAACAUCGAAGCCACCGAGGAGCCGGCGCGGCGAGCGGAGCUGGAGCGAAUCCUGGGAGACCUGGAGGUGGCGGAGCCGUGCGCGGAGAGCUGCGGGAAGGGCGAGGAUCUGCUGGCGCUGAUGGACGGGCUGUGAGCCAUUAAAGGCGUUCUUCCCA